AUGUCACCACAGGAAUCGUCCAUGCCCCCAGAUCGGCAUGAUCCCACUGAGAUCGAUCCCCUUCUUCCAAGGGAGAACCAAAGACCACCCCAAAUACCAGAUAGUGAGCAAGCGCUAGUAGAUCUAGAGCUAGCGGCAAAUGAUGUGUAUGAGGCAAUAUUGGAGAACGAUGAAGAUUACGAUGAAGAUGAACACAAUGAGGAUGUCGUGUGGUUGAGAGAGCAGCGGCUUUUGAACAAAACUAUACACUGGUUUAAACGUCCCAGUGUAUUGAUGGUAGCCACUAUAACAUUUUUAUUAGCCUUUUCGAUCUCGAGUGCUGAAGCUACAAGACAAGUCAUCACCUUAAAGCUUGCAUGUAAUGCCCUUGGAACGGAAAAAUGCAACAAAGAUUCGGCUCAAGUAUUGAUGUCUAACUUGCAAUUGGGUUAUACGAUAACUGGAGCUAUUAUUAUGCUAAUUUCGUCGGGAAAAAUUGCGCCAUUGAGUGACCUUUACGGAAGGCGCCCAUUUUUUAUUACUGUAAUUCUUUGCUUUUUGAUUGGCAAGUCCCUCAAAUUCUUCUUCAUGUACAACUACAACACUUUACAGUUUUACUCAAUGAUAGCUAGUGAAGCGAUUAGCAACAUGGGUGGAGGACUCAUGUCAUUGAUAGCGUUGUGCAAUUGCUACAUAUCAGACGUUGCUGAACCACAUCAGAGAAUUUACGCUCUAGGUAUUGGUUUUGCGGCCAUGUUUGUUGGAUUGAGUAUUGGUCCCUUGGUGGGGAACUUUAUUCUUGCAUUGACAACAAAAUUGUCUCCUAAAGUCGACAUUGGCAAACAGGAAUUUACACCAUUGAAAUUUGAAAUCGCCAUUUUAGUCAUCAAUCUUUUGAUAACAAUCUUUAUCUUGCCUGAAUCGAGAUCUGAGAAAGCUAGAAAGAAGUCGAGAACACUUUCACGCUCUCUGAGUGAAAUUAAUCUUCAAGCGAUGGAAGUAUCGCCAUGGCACAAACGGUUAAUCAACCAACUCAACUUUCUAAAACCACUAAAGAUGCUAGCAAUUCCUGACGAGCUAGUAAGGCCGUCAAACAGACACAAGAUCAAUCGUGACAGGUUCACAAUUAUUGUUUUGGCAUUUAUAGAGUGUGUUAUGAGUACCAUGGCUAUGUCCUUUGGAGAAAUCUUCAUUUUGUAUGGAAUAUACAAUUACGAAUGGACGCAAAAUAGCAUUGGACACCUACUUGCCAUCGGUUGUUCAAGCAAGGCCGUUGUUUUGAUUCUUUUAUCACCGGUUAUCAACCACAAGAUUCUUCAACAUGGACUCAAACUUAAGGUGUUUAAAAAACAACUUGACAUGGUGGACUUUUCAAUGUGUUUUAUUGGCCUAGUAUGCGAGACGAUAGGCUUUUACGGUUACAGUAUUUCUCCCACGACGUCAGUGUUUUUCAUCUUUACUGUAUUUUGUGGGUUUGGUACCUUAAUCAGCCCAGCUAUUAACUCAUCGAUAAUCAAGUUCUACCCUGAGUCUAAAAUUGGAGAGCUAUUUGGUGCAUUGGCAUUGGUCAAGAACUUGUUUGCCUUGGUGACACCUGUGUUCUACUUGUCUGUGUACAAGUACUCCAUUAGCACUUUGCAUCGCCCUGGACUUGUUUUUGUCAUUGGUGGCUCUGUUUUGCUCCUUUGCAUUUUGUUGUUGGUUACCGUGAAAAGAAUCAGUCCUUUGGAUAAAGAGGUUACAAUGUCAAGGAGCAAUUCAACGACUGAGUUGCUGCAAGAAGUUGCUACAAGUUUCUCGGAGCUACACAGGAAAAAUAGCUCUCUCCACAAGCAACGCUCUGGCUCAUUGGACGGAUCUGUUCGUCAUUAG
Molecule: messenger RNA, 1851 nt
Organism: Lodderomyces margitis
Lineage: Eukaryota; Fungi; Ascomycota; Pichiomycetes; Serinales; Debaryomycetaceae
Exons: 1
Coding region: 1-1851 (616 amino acids)
Biological process (GO): transmembrane transport
Cellular component (GO): membrane
Molecular function (GO): transmembrane transporter activity
Source: RefSeq, a predicted model, not a curated record